AUGCCCAGAAGCGAGAGGACCGGGGACCGGCGCAUCGCGGCCUUCCUGGCCCUAGGACUUGGCUUCGCUGUCUGGCAGGCAGCCUUUCUGUCUCCCAGGCCGCAGCCUUCAGUGCCACGACGACAGCUGCUGACAGGACUCAGCCUGAGCCCAGCACUUCUGGCGUCGCCAGCGCUGGCAUACGAGACGUACUCGGACGCAAAUGUGGGCUACGAGUUCAAGUUCCCCACCGGCCCUCAGAAGUCCACCAACAAGGGCUUCGACCUUUUCCUCCGGGACAUCAUCGAGCCAUUGGAGUACAUCGGGCUCAAGAUCACCAAGACGGAGCGAAAAGGCCUUGAAGAAGUGGGAACUCCACAGGAGGUAGCAGAGAAGCUACUGAAGGAUCUUGUGCCGGAGGGUGCGCCGCAGGAGAUCAUCUCCACCAGCAGCAAGACGGAUGAGUUCGGCCAUCGUAUUGACACUGUCGAGUAUGCCUAUCAGUGGAAGUUCGAUGACACGUUGGCCAGGCAGCUGGGGCGAAAAAAGUUCCAGCUCCACUGCAAGGCCUUGAUUGCUAUCACCCGGAAGAAGCAGUUCGUGCUGUCCAUCGCCUCAGAGGAAAGAAGGUGGGAACUCCGUGGCGAUGACUACCAGAUUGCCCUGGAUACUUUUAAAUUCCUGUACUGCGUCUCCCGGCGAGCUGCCGGGAUGCUCGCAAGCCCAGAGCUUCAGACCAAGCUGCUGCACCGCCUGCGCUUGCAGCACGAAGAUGCCUUGUCAAGCCCCAGGCGGAAGCUCUUGCAGCCGCAGGAGCUUUCCAGUACGCCGAAAACACCAGUGUCGGUGGAGGCGCUGAGGAAGCAGAUCCAGGAGGCCCUGCGUCAGCGGGAUGAGGCUGUGCGGCGCCAGCACGAGAUCGAGGCGGAAUCUGUUCGCCGUGGAAGGGAAGCGGCGGCGGAGAUUGCGAACCUGCGGCUGCAAACGCAGGAGAUGCAGACCAAGGUGGCAAGCACCAAGAAAGAGGUGCAGCAGCUCCGGCGCAGCGAGCUCCAGGAGCUGAGGCGCCGCCGCGGCCUGGAGGCAGCAGCUCAAAAGGUGCUGCAGGCAGCAGCGCAUGCAGAGGCCCAGCAAGAGAAGAUCGCAGCAGAGGUAUCUCAAGCAGAGGAGGAAAAGCGGCAGCUGGAGCAACAGAUGAAGUCGCUGGAGUCGCUGGUGUCACAGCAGAUCCAGAAGAAGCUCCGACUGCAGGAGAAGCUUUCAGAGUGUCACAAGCGAGAGGCAGAGUUGCGCCACACGCUGUCAGAGGCCACAGAGGAGGCUGCUCGAAGGACAUAUUCUCUGCACAGCGACGACGAGCCCGAGGUAGAUUCAGGUGACAAGGCUUUGGGAGACCUCGAGUUUUCCUACGAGGGCCUCGAGCUCUCGAACGUCAUGCCCUUGGGCCGUGCCCUGCGCCUGGCCAGCCGAUGGACGGAGUCCGCGCCAAGUUCAGGUCUAGCGAAUGUCGCGGCUGAAAGCAAGCAGAACCUCUGGCCGACUGAGAGCACCAACAGCGGCGAUGAGGAUAGCCAGUACCAGGAGCCCAUGAAUGAUCUCAUCCAGGCUUUGGCCGAGAUGAAAGAUUUGGUCGCUACACAGACUGCCUCCGAGCCGGCCCUGCCGGUGCCAGAGGUUUAUGACCACUCGAUGGAGCAAUACCACAUUAACGUCUUGCGAGAGGCAGUGGAAGAACUGCGGCAACACCAGGAGAAGCCACCAGAGCCAAAGGCCACGCCACGUCGUUGA
This is a messenger RNA of Effrenium voratum, 1767 nucleotides long. Lineage: Eukaryota; Dinophyceae; Suessiales; Symbiodiniaceae. The record is from the annotation of a GenBank genome assembly.